Humulus lupulus (European hop) is the source of this 1098-nucleotide messenger RNA. RefSeq lists its product as uncharacterized. The coding region runs from base 1 to 1098 and encodes 365 amino acids. Lineage: Eukaryota; Viridiplantae; Streptophyta; Magnoliopsida; Rosales; Cannabaceae. The record is from RefSeq and is a predicted model, not a curated record. The transcript is spliced from 3 exons.
AUGUUAGAGGUAUUAAUCAAAAGGGAGAAACAGGUUUCUCUGAGUAAGUUUUGUUUUGUGAAUAAAAUUGGUCUUGGAGCCUUGUUGGAGACCAAACUUCGUGGUGAUAAAGUUGGGAAAAUGAUGAGCUCUUACUUCAUAGGGUGGAAUUACUACUCGAGUUCUGCUUCAGAAGGUCGUAUACUGAUUAUAUGGCAGCCUCAAGUGAUGUCUAUUGAGGUUUUGAAGGAGAGUGACCAGUUUGUUCAUAUCUGUGUUAAAGAGGUUAAGUCUAAUAAGUUGUUCUGUGUUACUUUUGUGUAUGGUAGAAAUUCUACUGAGGGCAGAUUACCUCCUUGGGGUACUGAUAGAGUGGGUGGCCGAACCAUUUCUGCCAUUGAGUUGGAGGAUGCCCAAAAGUGGAGGGCCUUGGGUUUAGUUGAUGAGUUGCACUCCACAGGGUCUCAUUACACUUGGACAAACAAGCAAGAUAAUGAAAAUAUAAUUUACUCUAAACUGGACAGAGUUGUUAAAAAUGAAGAUUGGUUGGAUUUUUUCCCUCAGGCUGAAGUUGUCUUUAACUGGGAUUUACUCUAUGAUCACUGUUAUUGCAUCAUCAAAUCGGGAGCUACUGUAAACUGUGGAUUUAAGCCUUUCAUAUUCUUCAAUAUGUGGAUUGACCAUGUUAGCUUUAAAGAUACUGUCUUGCAGAGCUGGAACAAGCCUAUUAAAGGAGCUGGGCUGGUGCGAAUUGUUAGAAAACUGAGUAGACUUAAGGUAGUUUUGCGCAAGUUCAAUAAGAAUUUUGUGGGCGAUGUUGCACAGAAUUAUAGUUUGGCUAAGGAUAAGUUUCAAUCUGCCCAAGUUUCUCUUCAAAAGUACCCCCACUCGAAAGAGUUGCAAAGAGAGGAAUUGUUGGCUGGUGAAAGUUUUGCUUAUCAUGCUAGAGCAUAUGAUAGUUUUUUGAGACAGAAAAGCAAAUUAAUUGAGAAGUUUGAUGAUGUUGUGGCUCACUUUGUGACUCAUUUUCAGAAAAUCAUGGGUAGCAACAGUAGUGCUUCGGUUCCUAUUCAGCAUUCCUAUUUCAGUUUUGGGCACAGAUUGUCUUUGGAUCAGUAG